AUGCAACAAGCUCACAGAAGCCUUGUCGACAAAUCAUUGCAGUAUGAGAGAAGCUACAACGAACUCGCCGCAGACUCUCAGCAGCGGGCCGCUCAGAUGAGACACCAGGAGAACAGACUGAAUCGUGUGCUAGAGCAGCGAGAUCACCUUCGGGCUGAGACCAGCAAAAUGCGGGCUGAGCUUGAAAGUUCUAGGAUCAAACAUUCCGAAUUACAGGAGCAUGUAAUCAGAGCUGAGGCCGAAAUCGAAAAGGAGGCGGGCCGAAAUCGAAAACAUCGUGAAGAGGCCAGCAAACAAACAGAGCUCGAGCUGAUGGCUCUGAAGGAGGAACAGAAAGUGACCAUCGACGGGCUGAAGGCGCAGCUAGAAGCGAAGCGAGACGCGUACGAGAACGAGAAGAGGGCCUUGAAGGACUUGCAGGUCGACUUUACAACGCUCAAAGAACAUUUGUCCGGGGCAGAAGCGAAGGCCAAAGGCUUGGACAACCAGCUGACCGAGAUCAAGCAGAGCAACGACCGCUUUCAGAAAAUUGAAGCAAUUAUGGCCAAGAUCUUCACCGGUAUUGAGAACUUGGCUGAGAAGUCCGACAAGGCCGACGUGGUGCCACCUCAGACCGUGAAAAAGCUUGAUGAAAUAGCGGGAUUUGCGCAGCGCGCGUCACGAGAGGACAACGAUGGGACCAGAAAGGUCCUAGAUGCCUUCCAAGAACAGCUGACAUCCAAGAUUGGUGAAAAGAUAGUUCAUAUGACGAAGGGGCAAGAUAUCAUGCAGGGCAAAAUGCAAAGCUUGGAGGAAUGCUUGAAGAGUCAGUCGAGCCUUGCCGAGGCCGAACAAAAGAGACAACAGGAACAACAGCAGCAGCAAAUCACCGAGAAGAGCGCCGAGAACGCGAGGCUUGCACAGAAUCUCGAUACCAAGGACAAACAGGUUACCGAGCUGACGAAGGCUGUCUCCGAGAUGGGCCAGAGGCUGCAGAGAUUUGAAGAGGCUCUGGACUCAGUCGCGCAAGGAGCUGCCUCGGAAACAGAACUUCAGGCAGCCCAGCAGAGUCUGAACACCAGCGAGACUCGAGUCAAUCAACUGAGAGCAGAACUCCAAUCCCAGCGCGCGACCUACGAGUCUGAGAAGACGGACCUUGAGAAGCAGCUGGAAAAGGCCAAGGACGAUUUGAAAAAGACCGAAGACCUUCUCAAGAGCUCAGCGGAGAAGACGGCUUCUGUAGAGCGCGAAUUCAAUGCAGCAUCGGACGAAAAGCAACGCAAGUUGGAGGAGACGGUGAAAAAGGAACAACAAGCUCACCAGGAGCUGAAGCAAAAGCAUGACGAGCUGUUCGCCGAACAGGCUCGUCUCCAGGCGGAAAGCGCAGAGACCUCCAAGCGUGAAAAGGAAAAGUUUGAAAAGGCUGAAAAGGACCUCAAAGUUGCCGAACAGAGGAUCACCAACCUUACCAUGAAGAUCCGCGAGACCCAAACAACAUCAACUACUGCGAACCCGGGCGACCUUACACCCCAACAAUUGGAAGAUCAGCUAAAGGUGGUCAGAGAGUGCCACAGACUGAUGGAAGACAUGCAAGCCGGCGGGAAGGAUCUCUCCAGAGGAAAGUUUGGUGCCCCUGAACCUAGCAACAGUCUGCGCGAUGAUAAGCAACACAGUCAUGCUUCGAGUGAGCAGCAGCACUCUGGGGCCUCAGGCAAUGCAGACGCCGGCAAUAAUAACGAGGAACCCGAGCUUCCCGAGGUGCCAUGCACAGAUCCAAUUAACUGGAAGGACAUUCUCGAAAUCAGCUCAAGCUCGUCGGAUGGUAUUUUGGAGGAAGACAGCCAGCAAAAGAGUGGAAAAACCUUGGAGGAGGACCUCCAACGAAAGAGGAUAUUGAUGAAGAGUCCCGUUGAGGCAGCAGACACCGAAUUAGCGGCGCCUUCGGUUUCCCAAGAAAGAGCGCAGCGACACAACUCAACAAGCCAGGGGUCUCAACCUAGAAGCAUUCUUCGACCAGGCUCGAGCUAUACGCCAACGGCAGCAUCUACAGAUACUGCUGAGUCGGCCCGGGAACGUGCUCUCUCUACUCACUCUGGCCACACUGAGUAUAACCGGCCAGUCGGAAGUCGAGAUACCAUCUCAUACGCCCAGUUCAGUUCCUUUAGUAGCCGCAAGCUGCCGAGACCGCAGCUUCUUGAUUUCCGGAUAGAGCAUAAAGGCAACAAGCGAGUUCGAACCGAGCCGCCACAGGACCGACAAAUCAAGAAAAUCAAGCACGUCAGUGACCCCAGGGAUCGCGAUGACGUUUUCACUGAUCGCUUGGAGAACGCCGGACAGCCUACUGGAAGCUUAGCUUUGGAGCGAAGCACCAGGGCCAGCACUGAAGCCCUGUCGAACGAGUCGCAGGACAAUUAUUCCAUGUCGCGCCAUUUCCAAAAGGGCACAUCGGCGAAGAAUGACCAUCAACCGCAGUCAAGACCACCACUUGCGGACAAGACUCCUCAGUCGUCCCAAAACGGCCCGUCUUCAACUGGACGUCGCAACAUUACCCGAACUUAUUCCAAACUUCCUGUCAAGACUUAG
Messenger RNA from Colletotrichum chrysophilum, 2562 nucleotides. RefSeq lists its product as uncharacterized. The transcript has 3 exons. Bases 1 to 2562 code for a protein of 853 amino acids. Lineage: Eukaryota; Fungi; Ascomycota; Sordariomycetes; Glomerellales; Glomerellaceae. The record is from RefSeq and is a predicted model, not a curated record.